Molecule: messenger RNA, 4332 nt
Organism: Metarhizium robertsii ARSEF 23
Lineage: Eukaryota; Fungi; Ascomycota; Sordariomycetes; Hypocreales; Clavicipitaceae
Product: ankyrin repeat-containing protein
Exons: 3
Coding region: 1-4332 (1443 amino acids)
Biological process (GO): nucleoside metabolic process
Molecular function (GO): protein binding; catalytic activity
Source: RefSeq, a predicted model, not a curated record
AUGGCUCUUGCGAUUCGUCAACUGGACAAAUACCAAUAUACUGUGGGAUGGAUUGCUGCACUGCCGCAUGAAAGGGCUGCUGCUAAGGCAAUGCUCGACGAAACGCAUGCCUCACUACAGGAGAAGCACGGAAAAGACGACAAUUCAUACGACUUGGGGUCUAUUUCUUGCAAAAGUGGCCCACAUCAUGUGGUUAUUACCAGCCUCCCAUCAGGCCAAUAUGGGAACACUGCGGCCACGACAGCCGCGGCUCAAAUGCUCUCCAGCUUUCCAGCCAUCAAAUUUGGACUCAUGGUUGGUAUCGGUGGUGGCAUCUGGAGCGAAAACAAUGACAUCCGGCUUGGGGACGUCGUGGUUAGUAACCCGGAAGGCAGCUUUGGGGGUGUGAAGCAAUACAACUCUGGAAAAGCUACUGUUGAUGGUUUUCAAUGUUCUGGAUGGCUCAAGCCGCCACCUCGAAUCCUACUCAACGCUGUGCACAAACUCCGAAGCAAUCAUUUCCUGCAAGAGAGCACGAUACCCGACAAACUGCGAAAAAUGUACACGGAGUACCCAGGAAUGUCAAAGCCGCGAACAGGGCAAGGUUUCGUCCAUCCAGGCACCAGCAAGGACCGGCUAUUUUGCUCCGAAUACCGUCAUCAAAAAGGGGACAAAAAUUGCGAUGCGUGUGACAAGACGAUGGAAAUAGCACGCAAAGAGCGUCCAGACUGUGAUCCAUUUAUUCACUACGGCACCAUCGCCUCAGGGAACAUGGUCAUCAAGGACCCACAAACUCGAGAUCUUCUGGCACAGGAUUGUCUCUGUUUCGAAACAGAAGCUGCUGGGUUGAUGAACGACUUCCCUUGUCUCGUUAUUCGUGGCAUCUGUGACUAUUGCGACUCACACAAGAACGACGAGUGGCAGAACUAUGCAGCAGCUACGGCAGCCGCGUAUGCCAAGGAGCUUCUUCAAGUCAUAGACCCGGCAAAUGUGAAUGAAGCACCAAGAGCAAGGGAUGGACAGGAGAGAAAGGACCGGGAUGAUAUUCUCGAAUGGAUCACCCGCAUUGACUACAGUCACCAAUAUAGCGACAUCCUCAAGAGAAGAUGGGAGGGUACAGGGCAAUGGCUGCUAGACUCAACCGAGUUUGAAAAUUGGCUAGAAAGAAAAGGACAGACACUAUUCUGUUCCGGAAUUCCCGGGGCAGGCAAGACUGUCCUAUCUGCUAUUGUGGUUGAUCAUCUAUGCCGAAAGUUUGGAAAUGAUUCAAGCAUCGGCAUCGCGUGGUUGUUCUGUGAAUAUCAUCGACAUAACGAACAAACGUUAGAGCACCUCCUUUCAAGUCUUUUAAAGCAGCUACUAAAGCAACAAACUACAUUACCAAACUGUGUUACGGAGCUCUACGAGUCGCAUCAAAGGCGGACAACGCGGCCCUCGAUCGAUGACAUUGUGAAGUUACUACAGUCUUCCACGGCCACUCUUUCCAGAAUUUUUGUUAUUGUUGACGCUCUCGACGAAUGCCAAACUACAGAGGGAUGCCAAAUGGACUUCAUAUCUAAAUUAUUCACCUUCAAGGACGGAGUCAAGGCGAACAUAUUUGCAACGUCUCGGCAUAUUGACAGGAUACAGAGCAAGUUCAGUAGAUGCAUCUCGCUAGAGAUAAAAGCGACUGAUGAGGAUAUAAGAAUGUAUUUGAAAGGACAGAGGAGACGAUUUUCGCCGGAUAUGGUGAGCGACGAACUCCAGGCUCGGAUUGAAUCAAAAGUGAUCGAAGCCUCCGCAGACAUGUUUCUGCUAGCGGCCUUUCACAUGAAUAGGCUGGUGGAAUUGAAAACAAGGCAGGACAUAAUCAACUUUCUAGAAAGUAUUCAAGAGAGCGGCCUCGACGCUGCUUACAAAAAGACGAUGGAGACGAUUGAAAAUCAGGAUCAGAACAGCGUGAGCCUUGCAAAACGGAUCUUGGCCUGGACCAUUUACGCCAAAAGGGCAUUUUCGGUCGAGGAGCUUCGGCAUGUGCUCGCAGUAAGGGCAGGCACCAAACAGUUCAAUCCGGACUAUAUGCCAUGCGCCACUGACCUCUUGUCUGUCUGCGCCGGCUUAGUUACAGAUAAUAACGAAAGUGGCGUCAUUCAUUUGAUCCAUUACACAACGCUUGAGUUUUUCCGGCAGACAAGGCGAGAUUGGCUGCGAGAUAUGCAGGCUGAUCUUGCGGAAACAUGUCUUACCUAUCUGUUGUAUGACUGCUUCCGAGUCGGCACCUGCAAGGCAAAUCAAGCUUUCGAGGCCAAGUUCGAUUUCUAUACAUAUGCCGCAGGAAACUGGGCUGGCCAUGCUGGCAUUAGCAGGCCCUCGAACGCAGGUUUGGCAAGGAAAGAAAAGGUUCAACCCCUCCUUGAUAAAUUCCUGGCAACUGAUCCCUUACCGCCCAGUUUUCUCUAUUGGUUGUUCCGAUUCAAAAAAGGCAUCAUGUCCAGGAUCCCUAGCUCAGUGCCAAUAUCUGAUAUACCGAAAAUCCUAAACCUGAUCUUCUCUCCAAUCUGUUGGGUAACCGAAAUGACCGGGAGCCCAUCCAAUAGGGACCCGUUGGAGAUGAUGGACUAUUAUGGGGGGGUUACCUUCGCGCUUUUGGAGGCUUUCAUUUCAGCAUCGCUUGAAAAAGCCAGGUUAUUGUUGGCGCCUUGCCCACAUCCCGAACAUUGGCACAAUCUCUCCAGCCUAGCAUAUGAAGACCACCCUCCUCGAGACCUGGACGACAGGGCCCUCGGUUGCAGGAAGACCUUUACCUCUGAGGCCGCCAAGAGCUUGAGAGGUUGGGAGUCCACACUUUCCGCGCUGCUUCGUCGAAAGCCGUGUAAGAACGGGCUAAUUCGAUAUCUUUUCCCAAACCAAGAUCGAUAUCUUCUCCCAAACCAAGAUCGAUAUAUAAUCUCCGGGAUAGACCUGCAGUACAAAAUCUGUGGCGUUGCUCAAUGGUUGCCGUUUUUCGAGAUUCAUGACGCGCCCCGAAGAUGUCUCGAAGAGAUUGCGAAUCUGACAGUCAUUGUUCUCCUGAGAACCAAACCUUACUUUGUAGAGUGGACAAAAGAAAAGGAGAAAUUAUUCCGGCGCUUACUAUUGAAACCGGUACAUAAAUACCAAGAGUACCAGUAUAUUCCAAUGGAUUUUCCAGACCAGGACUCCGUGCUCUUAGAUUUCAUACGUCUUGGGAAAGAUGCUCUUGAUUUCUUGGUUCGCAGCGGUGUGGAUGUAAACAAAACGUUUGCGCAGCAUCCAUUAGGGACAGCAUUGGCAGCUGCAGUUGUUCACGAUCUCAAGAGCGAGGCACCGUGUGUAAAAUACCUCCUAGACCAUGGUGCAGAUUCCAAUCAGCGAACGAAUGGGAGGGAAUACGGCUCUGCUUUAGUUGCAGCAUGCGCACUCGGGAGGAUGGAUGCUCUUAAUCUUCUAUUACAACAGCCGAAUUUGGACAUCAAUAUGGCGACACAAUUCGGCUGCUAUGGAACGGCCCUUAUUGCAGCAUGUGCAAACGGUAGAACAGAUGCUCUACAUCUUCUAUUACAACAGCCGAAUUUGGACAUCAAUAUGGCGACACAAUUCGGCUGCUAUGGAACGGCCCUUAUUGCAGCUUGUUCAAAUACUACAAUGAUUUUAGAGGAAGGCGAGGCUAUGGCAACAAAUGUCAAAUACCUCCUUAAGGAAGGCGCGCAUGUCAAUCAUUCAACAACUGGAGAGGCUGGUGCCAAAUACCUCACAGCCCUUGCCGCUGCUGUAGAUAUUGGGAUCCCACGGAUGGUACAGAUCCUUCUAAAUUCUGGCGCAAUAGCCGACGAGAGGCUCAAAAAUGAUAUGCCUAGUGACUCGUGGACGGCACGCCGUCGAUGGGGUUGUUUACAAUCCCAUGUGUCCCACCCAAACACAGAACUCGAACGCACGGACAAAGAAUGGAUUGAUCAAUGCACUUUAGCAGCGCGGCAACUAAGUAUGGCAAUAAUUUACCUUCAGUUAGAAGUGGACGCAUCAUGGGCAGACGAGUAUAUACCCCAAGCUCUCUAUUAUCUUCGGGUUUUCAGCAGCGUAUACGUGGGCGAAUUUGCAGCGGCCGAAAUAACACUGCAACAAUUCGGAUUUGGCGGAAAAGAUCCUGACGGAAGAAUGCUAUUAAGCCUUCAAACUGAGCUAAGCGAGAGCUUUAAAAAAUGGGACCAGGUGGUAGCCUGUUUAAAAGAGCUGACAUUGGAGUUUGAUGAAGGCAAAAUACCUUCACGGCAGAUCGAUGACCUUGACCCUGAUUUUGAUAUGCUACCAUAUUCGGAUUAUUCAGACGAGAUAUCUUCAGCUCCUGAGGAAUGGUGA